GACUAGAGCCACACAACAGAAAGUGCCAAGAAGUUGCCAGCCGAAAGAUGCAAAAAGCUCUUACUCUAUUGUGGACUUGAAACAAUGGGGAGUUGACUUGACUUCGGUGUAUGCCCGAUUUGCCGUUCGUAUCGUCAGAAUUGCUGCUGCAGUAGCAUGCCAACUGAUGAAGAUGUCCUCCUCCUCCUCAAAAUGUGGCAAGUACGACGUGUUCUUGAGCUUCAGAGGCGACACACGCAGGAACUUGACGGACCACCUCGCCUGCACAUUGAAAGGCCAUGGAUUGAACGUCUUUCUCGACGAGAACGAAUUGACCAGAGGCGAACCUAUCACACCAGCACUGAAGCAAGCAAUCAAAGACUCUAGGCUUGCUGCUAUCAUCUUCUCAAGGGGGUAUGCUGAGUCGAGAUGGUGUCUUGAGGAGCUGGUGGAGAUCUUGGCCCGCAAAGAAACAAUGGGGCUAAUGGUUUUGCCAAUUUUCUAUGAUAUCGAUCCUACCGAUGUCAGGCACCAGACGCAAGAUUUUGAGGAAGCAUUUCGGAGACAUGAACAGAGCUUCCCUUCCAAGGUGCCGACCUGGAAAGAUGCUCUUACUGCAGCUGCAGAGUUGGCCGGCGAGAGUUUUAGUACAACUGCCGGGUAUGAAGGAAGGUUUGUCGAGCAAAUUGUUGAUGAGAUCGCUAGAAAACUGAAGAACACAUACAUGACCGUAGCCCCAAACCCAGUUGGGAUAGAUUCUCGGGUGCAAGAAAUUGAUAAAUAUUUGGCCGAUGGAGGAUCAGAUGAUGUCCGCAUAAUUGGAAUUUGGGGUAUGGGUGGACUGGGUAAAACGACGGUUGCCAAAGCCAUUUUCAACAAAUAUCACGAUAAGUUUGUAUGUAAAAGUUUUCUUGCUAAUGUGAGAGAAAAGGAACUGGUCAAUUCCCAAAACAUGCUUCUUUAUGAUGUGUUGAGAUUAAGAAACUUAAAGGUUAGUAAAGUUGAUGAAGGGACCAAGGAGAUAGAAGGAAGACUUAAGAAUCUAAGGGUACUUGUCAUAGUUGAUGAUGUAGACAGCCGGAAACAGUUAGAAGCAUUAGCUAUAAAACACGACUCAUUUGGCCCAGGUAGUAGAAUUAUUGUAACCACAAGAGAUAAACAUUUGCUAAAGAUAAUAAAAGUGGAUAGGAGGUGUGACCUACCAGCAAUGAAUGAAGAAGAAGCUCUUGAGCUCCUUAGUUGGCGUGCCUUUACUAUGAAUUGUCCUAUGGAAGGGUAUUUUCAACUCGCAAGAGAAGUUGUUGAUUACUGUCAAGGUUUGCCACUAGCCCUUGAAGUUUUAGGUUCUUAUCUAUUCGGAAGAAGCACAAGUGAGUGGAAAAGUGCAUUGGGAAGUUUGAAAAGAUCACGGCCUUAUUCGGAAAUUCACAAAAAUCUUAAGAUAGGCUAUGAUGGGUUAACUGAUGAUGAUGUGAAGGCUAUAUUCCUUGAUAUAUCGUGUUUCUUUAUUGGAGCGAACAAGGAUUAUGUCAUGAAAAUACUGGAUCGAUAUGAUCAUGAUACAAAAAUAAAAAUUGGAGUACUCCAGGAUCAAUGCCUUGUAACUGUUGAUAAAGAAGGCAAUCUGAUGAUGCAUGGUUUGAUUCGGGACACUGGCAGAGAAAUUGUACGUGCAAAAUCUCCAAACAUCCUUGGAAAACGUUGCAGAUUGUGGGAUCAUGAAGAUGUGAAACACGUACUGACCACCAAAUCUGGAACGGCAAAAAUUGAGGGACUCGCUUUAGAUUUGUCAGAUCGUCACAAGCCUAGCUUCAGCACAGAGGCAUUUAGAGGGAUGCAGGGACUGAGAUUACUCAAACUCAAAGGUGUAAAGUUCACUGGAUACUGCGAACACCUCUCCAAAGAGUUAAGAUGGUUGUGUUGGACUGACUUUCCUGUGGAGGUCAUACCUGGAGAUUUCAAUCAAACAAACCUAGUUGAUAUCGACCUGAUACAAGUUCGGGAGGACUCCGACAUGUCACCUGAGAAGUUGAAGUUUCUUAAUCUCGGUUACUGCAAUGACCUGACCAGUUUACCCGACUUCUCAAAAAUCCCAAAUCUUGAGAGAUUGAUACUCAAAGGUUGCAAAAAGCUUCAGGAAAUUCAAGCUUCACCAACAAAUUUAAAAAUGCUAGAAGCGGAUGAGUGCAUUGCAUUGAGGAAAAGGUCCGACUUUCAGGAAAUGUCAUGGAUGAGAGAAUUGCAUCUGAAAGGGUGCACCAGUCUCACUGCUGAUAUUAAGGAAGCAAUCCUAAAGGGAUGGAGUGCGAGCGGAAUUGGUGGCCUUUUUCUCCCUGGAAAUGAAAUUCCAUCAUGGUUUACUCUUGUCGAUCCUCAGGGUGAAAUAGUUGUGCCCCAAAGUUUUGGCUGUGAUUUAAAAGCACUGACUGUGUGCAUCAUUUAUUCUUCAGACGACUCCCAAUCUGGUGGCUCUCUUCGCUCUCUUCGCAUUCAUGUUGCAAAUUGUACCCAGAACACUGAAUAUCUCAUCUCUCCAAAGCGUGCCACUGUAGUAAUAACUUCCAAUGAAAAUUAUCUUUGGCUGGGACAUUUGUCAAACAAAAAGCUCAAUCUGAAAGGUGGAGACAAAAUAAAUGUUUGUGCACGCUUUGUAGGACCAGCGACUACUGAUGAUAUUCAUCUCAGGGUGAAGAAAAUGGGGAUCAAUCUGGAAAAGGAGAAAUUAAUCAAGGAAUAUGCACUCGACUGUCAAUAUAUGCCAUAUUCAAGUGAGUGCAAAGAGGAAGGCAUUCAUAAGGCAGGACACAGUGAUGACUCGUCCCAUGAGAAUGAAUCCUGCAAAAGACUAAGGUCUGAUCCCAGUGUUGAAAGAAAUGCAGAAGAAGAAACUGAUAAAUCAUGCAAGAAGGAAGAACAAGGUGUUGUUAAAACCUUGUCAUAGAAAAUCUGUGAUGGUACAAGAUCCGGUGAAGGAAAAAGUGUACAACAUUUAAAGCAAACAAAGGAAGAGCAAAAGGAAAUAUUACAUUGGAGGGGGACUUUGCGUUUGAACCAGUAGGGCACCAUGCUCUGGAAGAACAUCGCGGAUCACAUCAGGUGGUACUUCAAACUACUCAAAACAAUCAACAACAGAUGAGGCACAUAUAGCUAGUCUAUGAGCGGUUGAAUUUGCCUUGUGGCACUGGAGUGUAUGUCACACCAGAUAUCUGAAAAAAGGUUAAAUUAGGAUAAAUUUUGUGUUCUCAUGAACUGUUUAAUUCGCCAGAUCGUUUAUUGAAACACAACUUUUAAGUCUUUAUCAAUUUGGUUUUUUUUUUUUUUUUUUGGUUGAAUAUCAACUCGGUUGGGUGUGUUUUGAAAUUUGAUCUUAUGGAAUAUUGAAUUUGAU
Molecule: messenger RNA, 3367 nt
Organism: Pyrus x bretschneideri (Chinese white pear)
Lineage: Eukaryota; Viridiplantae; Streptophyta; Magnoliopsida; Rosales; Rosaceae
Product: disease resistance protein RUN1
Exons: 6
Coding region: 167-2920 (917 amino acids)
Biological process (GO): signal transduction; defense response
Molecular function (GO): ATP hydrolysis activity; ADP binding
Source: RefSeq, a predicted model, not a curated record